Molecule: messenger RNA, 828 nt
Organism: Prunus armeniaca (apricot)
Lineage: Eukaryota; Viridiplantae; Streptophyta; Magnoliopsida; Rosales; Rosaceae
Source: the annotation of a GenBank genome assembly
AUGCUUCGCACGCUCUGCCUCAUCCCAACUCCCUCCUCCUCCUCCUCCUCUCUCACCACCUCAAAUCCCCAUCCUCCUUCACACUUCAUCAAGUUCCGUACAUCCUACCGCGAAAACCUCCGCUAUCUCAAAACGCUGCGUAUCAUCUCCCCUCAAACCAACCCCAAAAAACUCCCCCUCCCCGACGCCACAGACCAAAUCCUCUCCACCGUAAAUUUCCUCAAGUCCAAGGGCUUUUCGGAACCCGACUUCCCUAGGCUCGCCUUCCUCUCCCCCAAGCUCUUCUCCCCAACCCUCGACCCCACCGACAUCGCCCCAGUCUUCGACUUCCUCGCCGCCGAGCUCCCCGCCGACCCCUCGUCCUCCUGCGGCCUCAUUCUCCGCUGCCCGGACCUCCUCUUCUCCGACGUCGAGUUCUGCCUCCGCCCCACGCUGCAUUAUCUCAAACAGUUGGGGCUAGAGAAGCUCGGGGCUCCGACGAAUUUGAAUGCACAUUUGUUGAACACGAGGGUGGAGAAGCUCAAGAGGAAGAUGAAGUUCCUGAGGAGUUUGACACUUUCGUACGAGGAGGCAGCGAAUGUGUGUGUGAGGCUCCCUGCGAUUUUCGGGUACAGCGUGGAGGAUAACUUGCGGCCCAAGUAUGAGUACUUGGUGAAGGAGAUGGGGAGGAGUGUGGAUGAGUUGAAGAAGUUUCCUCAGUAUUUUGGGUUUAGUUUGGAGAAGAGAAUAGUGCCGAGGCAUUUGCAUUUGAAGGAGAGGAAUGUUGAGAUUCCGUUGAACAGGAUGUUGCUGUGGAGUGACCAAAAGUUCUAUGCCAAGUGGAAAUAA